Messenger RNA from Pocillopora damicornis (cauliflower coral), 15299 nucleotides. RefSeq lists its product as uncharacterized. Gene Ontology annotation, molecular function: peptidase inhibitor activity; protein binding. Gene Ontology annotation, cellular component: extracellular region. The record is from RefSeq and is a predicted model, not a curated record. NCBI's taxonomy places the organism in Eukaryota, Metazoa, Cnidaria, Anthozoa, Scleractinia, Pocilloporidae.
AGAGAGUGGGAAAAUGCCCAGACCUCUCACGGAAAUUUUCCCAGAGAUGUCCUCCUGACACCAUUGACCAAUGCAAAUAUGACGAAGAUUGUACCGAGAAUAAUAAGCAGAAAUGUUGCAAGAUUGGCUGUGGCAAGAUUUGUUUUAAUCCAGGUGACCUUGCCUUAAUCAGUGGUAACAGUGUGUGCCCGGUUUUACCGAGGCCUAAUCCGUGUCCUAACGAGCCAAAUCAGUGUCUAAAAAGAGAUGAAUGUGUUAGUGGGAAGGAGUGCUGCUCUGAUGGUUGCAGAAUGAUCUGUGUUCAACCCGUCGUAGUCCCAACUAAAGAACCAGCUGAAAGAAAAAGUUGUAGUGCCAUAGUGGACGUCGCCUUCAUCAUUGAUUCGUCCGGGAGUAUUUCCAGAAGGAACUACGGAAAAAUCAAAGCGUUUGUGAAGGGCAUUGCUGGAAGACUUGGCAUUUCGACGAAUGGUAGUCGGGCAGGUAUCAUCUUAUACAGCACAAAAGCCUCAGUCAAAGCGUACUUCAACGACUCCCGCACCAUAGAAGAGUUUAAAAGGAAGGUCGACGAGCUUCCCCACGAAAGAGGUCUUACUUACAUCAACAAGGCUCUCGAACUGGCGUCAUCGGAACUUUUCUCACGCGCGCGGAAAGAUGUACCAAAGGUGGCAAUGUUGUUAACUGAUGGCGAGCAAUCGAAGCCUGAGAGCACGUUAAACCUGAGAGAUGCGUCCGCGCCUUUAAGGCAGCAAGGAGUGCGUGUGAUCGCUUUCGGUAUUGGAAAGAGAAUUAAUGUGCGCGAAUUGCGGUUGACAGUAGAACGAGAUGAAGAUGUGAUAAGAGUAAUGAAGUUUGAUGAUUUGAUUACCAAAGUGGGGAAUUACACCAAUAGUCUUUGCGAAGCGGCUGUGACAGAACCAAUCCACCCUGAUGCUGACAUUAUCUUCUUGAUGGACUCUUCCGUGGGCGUAUCCAGGGAACAGUUGAUUUUGCAGCAACAGUUCGUCCGUCGUUUGGCUCGUUACUUCAUUAUAUCCCCACUUGGGCCACGUGGCGCGUUGGUCACUUAUGACAGAGCUUCAUUUACCGUCAUAGGCUUCUCCGAUUAUGGAAGUACAGCAGACUUCAGUCUUAAAAUCAAUGACGCUCGAUUACGCGGUGGCUCGCGGAGAAUCGACCAAGCGCUCAAUUACGCUACGAAAAUGUUCCAGGACACCGGACGAGAGGGUCUAAGAAUUGUUAUUCUCUUGACCGCGGGUAAUUACUACUCGGGACCUGGAGCUGAUACUAUGUCUUCUGUUGUGAUGAGAUUGCGCAGUAUCGACGCACAUUUGUACGUGAUAGGUAUUGGCUCCCAGUUUACACCAUCAGUAUUCACGCAAAUGGUUCGCAAACCCAGAGACAUUUUUCAAGUAGCCUCUUUCCACGAUUUGGAACCAUGGCAAUCGCGUAUCGCGAGAACUCUGAGACAUACUUCGAAUGCCUUUAAGUAUGAACCAGCAGACUUUCGUUCAGAUAUAAUAUUUCUCAUGGACUCAUCAAGUUUCGUGACAAAGGAGAACUACAUACUAGAAAAGAACUAUGUAAAGCUGAUGGCACGCCUCCUGAAUCUCGCCAGUAACAGAAGCCGCGCUGCUCUGUAUGCAUUCAGCGACCGUCCCUCACUGCAAAUCACAUUUGAUGGUUACGAAGACCGUGAGGCGUUCGACACAGCUGUCAACAGCGCACCUCAUCUCCAAGGUGACCGCCGCAUCGACAGAGCAUUUGAGGCUGCAGCGGAGCUUCUGCGAACAAGAUCUCGUUCAUCUGUACCCAAAUACGUCAUUCUCUUGACAACUGGAAGGCAAUCGCAGGUGGCUGAUAUGCGCUCCCUGAGAGAGACCUCGCAGCAGAUUCGAACAUAUGGUGGCAGAGUCUUUGUUGUUGCUAUUCUUACAGGAGGAUAUACUGUUCGUGACUUUUGGCAGGCAGUUCAAAGACCUGAGGACGCCAUGUCCGUUCCAUCGUUUAUCAAUCUACUUCCACGCGCCCCUUUCAUGGCCUCACGUAUCAUGGCAACGUGGCGAGCCCCAGAGGCGCCAACGUUUGCCGCUGAUAUCGCUUUCAUCCUGGACUCUUCCUCCGCAGUAACACCCUUCCAAUACACUAGAGCUCAACGAUUUGUCAGAAUAUUGUCAGAGUACUUGAACAUUUCACCAGGAAAAUCUCGGGGAUCGUUGAUCACAGUAGGAGAUUCUCCUAUAGUGAACUUCAACUUUGACGGCUAUAACACACAUGCCGAAUUCAGAACUCUGGUAACCGAUGCGUCAUAUUUGGGCGGCAGUUCUUCGAUCACCAGCGCCUUAAGGACAGCGGCGACUAUGUUUACUGGCGCGCGUAGGUCUUACCCCUGGCUGGUUAUCCUCGUUACCCCGUGGAGACCGAGAGACAUACGGGAUACCAGGGCUCUAGAAGCCGCUGCUAGUCCUUUAUUGAAGCGUGGGAUCUGGUUGUACGUGCUAUCCGUUAGUGAGAACCCGUAUGUCGGUUGGCUACGUCCAGUGGUUGUGGAACCGCGGGAUGCCUUUUCAGUUGUUUCUUACCGCGAUUUACCAGCGAAUAUCGGGUCUUUGGCUGGCUAUAUAACAGCUGAUAAUUAUCUCUAUGGAGGCUCCAAAUUCCUGUUGGACAUCAUAUUCCUGAUAGAUUCCUCGUCAGGCAUCAAUUCCAGGGACUACAGCAUCGAGAAAUGGUUUGUCCAAAGGAUAGCAAUGCACCUUGGUGUGUUCCAAGGCGAAACUGUAGCUGGUGUGGUAACGUAUGGAGGUAAUGCCUCAGUCGUAUUCCCCCUUGGAGGCUACAGAUCCAAUUCAGAGUUUAUUCGGCGCUUGAAUGACGCUCCAAGUAUGGGAGGUGUGCGACAGAUUGACCGUGCUCUCGAUACUGCGGCUGCUUUACUCUUAAGAUCUCGAUCGACUCUGCCGAAGGCGGUCGUUCUCAUAACAGCCGGCGAUCAAAGCACGGCACCGGGGACCAUUCCCAUAGGAGAAGCUUCUCGGCCUCUUCGUCAGCUGGGAGCCUGGGUCUACGUUACGGCUAUUGGACGAAUGGACGCCAGGGAACUGCAAAAAGUUACGAUAAGACCGACAGACAUGUUCUUUGCAAGUUCGUUUCCAGGACUUUAUGGAUUUGUCAGGCCAGUGGGUACAUACGUGGCUAAUACCUCGGUCAUAACAGGGACAUCUUCCUUGAACGCAGACAUCGUAUUCAUCAUUGAUUGUUCUUCAAGUGUUCUUUAUCGCGAGUACCAAACACAGAAGGACUUCGUGAAGUCUCUUGCACAGUACUUAAACAUCCAGCCCGGGCUGUCUCGGGUGGCGCUCGUAGUGUACGGUAGUCGAGCAAUGCCCGUCCUUCGCUUCGACAGUUCCAGGACCAUUGAGCGCUUUUAUUCCGAGCUUGCCAAGACGCCAUACCUCGGAGGACCCCGAAAUGUCGACAGGGCCCUAACAAUGGUCAUGCAACGUAUUUUCGUAGACGCCCGGGAAAACGUCCCCAAGAUCGUGCUGUUGUUUAUGGCGGGAAAACAGUCGGGUGAAUCAGGCUCGUUAAGAGAUUCAGUUCGACCGCUCCACCUACAAGGGAUUAGGACUUUCAUUUUCCGCAUUGGAUCAGAACCAGCACUGAGGGAACUUCAUGCGGCUGUUGAUCUUCCUGGCGAUGUUUUCGAGUUUGCAAGUUUUGCAGACUUGGAUUCGAAGACGGCACCAUAUCUGGCGAGGCACAUACCUUAUUCUUCGGCUUUCCUGGGACCACUCAGCUUAGCUGUGGAAGUCGUUUAUCUCAUUGAUUCGUCUGCAUCAGUGACAUCACAACAUUACAAUGAUCAAAAGACAUUCGUGAAGCAAUUGUCGCGAUUUUUAAACAAGAUGCCAGGCCGCACCAGAGUUGCUGUAAUCACAUACGGAUCCACUGCGACCGUGAUUUCGAACUUUGGUGGCACAAGCACGACUCAAGAGUUUCAUAACGCUCUGGACAACGCGCCAAAAGUCGGAGGACCGCGAAGGAUGGACCGAGCAGUCGACAAAGCGCGAACUGCUUUGGCAAAAGCGAGACCGGCGGUGCCUAAAGUUGUCAUUCUAUUGACAGCAGGAAAUCAACAAGCGGGGAUUCAGGCGUCGAUUCUAGACACGUCGUUCAAGCAACUUUACAAUCUUGGGGCUCGACUUUAUGCUGUGACUAUCUCUCCGCCAAUCUUUUUAUUGCCUUUGAGGGGCACUGCGGGUUCGGAUUGGUUCCCAGUGAGGAAUUUUAUCGAUCUUCCUCGCCAUGUCGUGCCAUUGUCAAGAUAUGUGGCCCACGAUACAGGUUUGUGACGUUUAUCGUUGCCAAUGCUUUCCUUAAAUUUUGUGUGUAAUGCAAAAAGUGACGAAAUGAGGGUUAACAAAGUCGCCAUAUUGCUCACCGGUGGAAGGCAAUCACCUGAUGGGGGAUCUUUGGUGGACGCAAUGCAACUAAUGAAAAACCGUGAUGUCAUCACCUACGUAAUAGCUGUGGGAGGUGAAUCUGACGUCCCCGUCCAAAGACCACAGGACAUGUUCCGCAUGGCGUCGUACAAUGAUCUUCCGAGACAAGUUCAAACCAUUGCAGGCACCAUAACUGCACCAAGAGUUGCAAUAGUUACAACACCUGCGCCUACAACAACCCCAGAUCCUUGCGCCACACGUAGCUGCAAUGCUCCAUAUAGCGAGGGUUGCAGAGCUUUGAACAACAGGGCACAGUGCAUAUGUCCCACCUGUUCCAACGUCCUGAAGCCUAUUUGUGCAUCUGAUGGUGUACAGGAUCAAAGCGAAUGCAACAUGAAACAGCAAGCUUGUCGUGGUAAUAUAUGGGUUAACGUUACGAACGAAGGACCAUGCGAUAAGGAAUGCAGCCCUCUUUUAGAUAUCGCUUUUAUCAUCGAUUCUUCUGGAAGUAUUGGCCGGAUGAAUUGGGAAAGAACAAAACGUUUUGUUAAGGCUGUGAUCAGCAAACUCGAAGUUAGUCCUUCCGCAGCGCAUGUGGCUGCCAUAUCAUAUAGCACCAAUCCUCGGGUGGUGAUCAGGUUUAAUAGCUUCCAAGGGACACUGCAGGUCAAUCAAGUAUUCGAUGAUAUGCGAUGGGAGCGUGGCUACACCUACACAGACAAAGCUCUUCUUUUAGCAGACUCAGAGCUAUUUCAGACUUCAUAUGGGAUGAGGUCAAAUGUAAAGAAGAUUGCCAUCGUGAUCACAGAUGGUAAGCAGACGACGACAUUGCAGUACACCAAACUUUCAGAGGCCUCGAGAGGAAUAAAAAACAAAGGGGUCAUUGUCUAUGCCAUUGGGGUUGGUAGUGGAGUUGACCAAGCAGAGUUGGAAGAGAUUGCAUCUGAACUGGAUUAUGUAUUUACAUCGUCAUCAUUCGAAAGCCUCCAGAACGAGGCUUCAAAAAUACGAAAGAGUGUAUGCGAAGUAUCAAAACUUGAUCCCUGUCUGACCACUCCCUGUAAUGCUCCAUACAACCUCGGAUGCAAAGUUGUGGACAAUACAGCACAGUGCAUAUGUCCCACCUGUCCGAACAUACUGAAGCCUGUUUGUGCAUCAGAUGGCGUCGAGGACCUGAGUGAAUGUCAUUUAGAACGUCAAGCCUGCCAAGGAAAUGUUAAUGUUUCUGUUGCGAAGCGAACAUCAUGUGACAAAGACUGUCGACCCAUCAUGGACAUAGCUUUCAUCAUUGACUCCUCUGGUAGCAUUGGGAGCAGUAACUGGGAAAGAAUGAAGCGAUUCCUUAAAGCGCUGGUCAGCAAACUUGACGUUAGUGCUUCUGCCACACACGUGGCAGCUGUCGCUUACAGUACGAAUCCACAGGUGGUGAUGACGUUCAGAAACUUUCAAGGAACAUCUCAGGUUAAUCAGGUGUUAGAUUUUAUGAGAUGGCAACGCGGCUUGACCUAUACGGACAAAGCUCUCCAGCUUGCAGACAGAGAACUUUUUCAGACUGCAAAGGGAAUGAGAUCUAGUGUACCAAAGGUAGCCUUUGUAAUCACAGAUGGUAAGCAGACGACAACGGGAUCGUACACGCAGCUUUCCGUGGCUUCUCAAGGAAUGAAACGCAAAGGUGUCACUGUAUACGCUCUCGGGGUCGGCAGCGGGGCCGACCGAGCUGAACUUGAACAGAUUGCCUCGGGAUCACAAAAUGUUUAUACUUCAGCAUCAUUUAAAGAUCUAAAGAAAAUAGCCGGAGGGAUAAGACGCCACUUUUGUAGAGCGUAUGUUACUGGACCCUCAACAACUCCAACACCAACUACUCCAGAUCCAUGUGCUAUAGGCUGCACUGUUCCGUUCAAUGAAGGCUGCCGUGUAGUGAACAAUACUGCACAGUGUAUUUGCCCCACUUGCCGAAAUAUAGUCCUCCCUGUAUGUGCAACUGAUGGAGUACAGGAUCAGAGCGACUGCCACAUGAGAAGACAAGCUUGCCGGGGAGAUAUAGGUGUUACUGUUGCAAAGCAGGGCGCGUGUGAUAAGGAGUGCCGCAAUGUGGUGGACAUCGCCUUUGUUAUCGACUCAUCUGGAAGUAUUGGUCGCAAAAAUUGGGAAAGAAUGAGGCGAUUCCUAAAAGCUCUGGUCAGCAAACUUGACGUCGAUUCCUCUGCCACUCAUAUAGCUGCUAUUGCAUACAGUACCAAACCUAAAGUGGAAAUGAAAUUUGACGGCUUGCAGAGUACCAACCAGGUUAAUCGAUUAUUUGAUAGAAUGCUAUGGCAACGUGGUGUUACCUACACGGACAAAGCUCUCCUUCUUGCAAACAAAGAGGUGUUCCAGACAUCAGGCGGGAUGCGACUACACGUACCAAAGUUAGCAAUUGUGGUCACAGACGGCAAUCAAACAAAAGUACCAUCUUACACCAGACUUUCAGUAGCGUCUCAAGGGAUGAAGGACAAAGGAGUCAUUGUAUAUGCCGUGGGAGUUGGUAGGGGAGCGAACCACGCAGAGUUAGAAGAAAUUGCAUCCGGAUCACAAUACGUUUUAACAUCGUCAUCAUUUCAGGAUCUCCAGAAUCUCGCCCCAGAGAUGAUAAGGCGAUUGUGUGAGCACAAACUAUCAGUUCCAACUCCACCCUCGACAACACCGCCUUUGCCAACUACCCCAGAUCUUUGCCAAACGACGGGCUGCAGAGCUCCAUACAAUAUUGGCUGCCGCGUAGUAGACAAUAAGGUGGAGUGCAUUUGCCCAGCUUGUCAGAAUAUAUAUCGACCUGUUUGCGCAACAGAUGGUGUUCAGGACUUAAACGAGUGUUAUCUAAGACAACAAGCUUGUCAGGGAGAUAUUAAGGGCGUAACCGUUGCCAAGCAGGAGCCUUGUGAUAAGGAAUGUAGCGCCGUUGUGGACAUUGCAUUCGUAAUUGAUUCAUCUGGGAGUAUCGGACGUAAGAACUGGGAGAAAAUGAAGCGAUUCCUCAAGGCUUUGGUCAGUAAACUUGAUGUUCGUCGCUCUGCCACACACAUAGCAGCUGUUGCAUACAGUAACAAUGCCGUAGUAGUAACAAGGUUUAAUGACAUCCAGAGCACAAUAGAGGUAAACCGAAAGUUAGAUGGGAUGCGUUGGCAACGUGGCUUCACUUACACGGACAAAGCUCUUCUCCUAGCUGACAGAGAUCUGUUUCAGACAGCAAACGGGAUGAGAUGGCGAGUACCUAAGUUGGCCUUUGUGAUCACAGACGGUAAUCAAACCACGUCAAAGCCCUACACCAAACUUUCAGUGGCUUCUCAAGGGAUGAAAAACAAAGGCGUAACUGUGUAUGCUCUCGGAGUUGGCAAUAAAGCUGCCCGUGCGGAGCUUCUGGAGAUUUCAUCUGGCCCACAGUAUGUUUUUAGCUCGUCAUCAUUCGAAGAACUUCAAAGGCUCGUCUCACUGCUGACAAGAGAAUUUUGUGAGGACAGGCUAACUAUUACCACCACGGUUCCAACUCCACCCUCGACAACACCGCCUUUGCCAACAACCCCAGAUCCUUGCCAAACGACAGGCUGCAGAGCUCCAUACAAUCGUGGCUGUCGUGUUGUAGAGAAUCAAGCAGAAUGUAUUUGUCCACUCUGUCCCGAUGUUCGGAAGCCUGUUUGUUCGAACGAUGGUGUACAAGAUAAAAGCUUGUGCAAUUUAUUUCAGCAGUCUUGCCUGGGAAAUAUAGUAGCUUAUUCAGUAAAAACAGGACCAUGUGACAAGGACUGUCGUCCGCUAUUGGACAUGGCUUUCAUCGUCGAUUCAUCCGCAAGUAUUGGCAAGACAAACUGGGAAAGAACAAAAAGGUUUCUGAAAGCUUUGGUUAGCAAAUUAGACGUUAGUCCUGGGCGUACUCACGUGGCAGCUGUAGCUUACAGUACUGAUCCUAUCGUGAUUAUGAGAUUCAAAGAUGUUCAGGAUACAGACGGGGUGAAUCGAGUGCUUGACGGAAUGCGUUGGCAGCGUGGAUUAACCUACACCGACAAAGCUCUCCAGCUCGCAGACAGAGAUAUCCUCCAAACUUCAAACGGCAUGAGGCCAAAUAUAGCGAAGAUUGUCAUUCUUAUCACUGAUGGGAAGCAGACGAAAGAUGGACAAUAUACCAGCCUCCUGGAGGUCUCCGAGAGAAUCAAGAAAAAGGGGGUCGCGAUGUAUUCUAUCGGUAUCGGUAACGGAGUAGAUAGAAAUGAAUUGGAAGAAAUUGCGUCCAGUCCUGAUAAGGUUUUAACACCCUCGUCCUUUGGAGAACUUCAAGCAAUUGCACCACAGAUGCGAAAAGCGAUAUGCCAAGAUCCCGAGGCCAAGUAUUUAGCCGACGUUAUUUUCUUAAUGGAUGCAUCCAGCGGAACUGCCUCUACAUAUACUACAGAGAAAGAUCUCGUCAAGUCUCUUGCCAGGUACUUAAACAUCGAUCCAAAAGGAACCCGAGCAGCCCUUAUUGUGUUCAAUGGCAGACCUUCGGUAAUCUCUGACUUCGAAAGCUUCAGAUCACUUACCGAGUUUGAAUCGAAGGUUGACGAAGUUCCUCAUUAUGGAGGAGACCGCAGUGUUAGCGAUGCUUUACGGGAGGCGGCAGGGAUGUUUCCGAAGUCUCCGUCUUCUGUUUCCAAAGUCAUCUUUCUUGUUACUUCUGGAAAACCUCUGCAACCGCAAGACAAGAACUCAGCUGGUGAUGUAAUCAAUGAGCUGAGCGCCAUAGGUGUGAGGACGUAUCUUGCGCUGGUUGGCCCUUCCGCCAAAAUUCAAGAUUUUAGAUUCUUAGUGGACAAGACAGAAAGUGUAUUUACCGUAGAAUCUAACGGUGAUGUUCCUAAACAGGUCAAUCAAGUUGGAAGUUACAUUUUGAGUGAAUCGGUUGCACCCAAGAAGCUGAAUCUUUCGACGUACGUAUUGUUUGUUCUUGACUCGUCCAAACAGGUAACUCCUGUUAAUUUCAGGACUCAAAAAGAAUUUGUUAAAUCCAUGAUGAGCCGACUAAACCUCUAUCCGGGCGAAAGCGACUCUCGAGUUGGACUUAUGGUUUACAGCGAAGAAGCAACAGUACUUUUGAAUAUAGAUAAUCGGGAAAGCAAGGCCGCUUUGGAAAGAAUGGUGGAUAAUCUGCCACAUUUAAAAAAAGGCAGAAGAAUUGACAGAGCUUUAGAAGCGGCGACUAACGUCCUGAAAGACGUCGGCACUGAUAACCCGAAGUUUGUUAUCUUGGUGACCGCAGGCCGACAAGAGCCAGAUGCUAAGUCAUUCGCUGCAGCUGUCAAACCUCUACACCAAACUGGAACGAAAACACAUAUCUUUGCGGUUGGGGGUGACGUGGAUCCAAGUUACUUCCAGGGAGGGGAUAAAGCUAAGACAAAAAUUUUUUCCGUUCCUUCUUUCACCGACCUCCCUCAAAAGACAGCAAUGCUGACGGAGGACCUUUUGAAAGAAUACGUUGCUCCACAAUCUACAGUUGCUACCACAACUACAGCUCCAAUCCGAACAACGCCUAGCCCUACAGAUGGAGAUUCCCCUUCAAUGGACAUCGUCUUUAUUUUAGACACAUCUAACCGCGUCACCCAAAGUGACCUAGAAAAACAGAAGGAAUUUGUAAAACUCAUGGCCCAGCGGUUCGAUGUUUCUCCUUUUGCUUCUCAUGCUGCGGUGUUCAGUUACGGCGACAAAACCAUUUUGAUUGGUGGAUUAUACGACCAUGUCAGAGGAAAACGGUUCGAGGACAACGUGGACUCUGUGACUCUCAUUGGAGGAAAGAGAAACAUCCAGGAUGCUCUGAAAGAAGCUACGAGCUACCUUGCUAUUUUUGGACGCCAAAACGCUUCCAACGUUGUCUUUUUGAUAACGUACGGACGACAGUCUCCAGAGCUUGGUUCUCAACGAUUGCAAGAGAUAGUGCAAAACGUCCGGGAUACUAAUGCAAUCCUCUAUGUCAUCGGUGUAGGUGUCGACGCUGAUGAUCAGCAGCUAGGACUUAUUGUAGAGAGUACAACUGACUUCUUUGAGAUUCCUCGGUCUGGUGAUUUGAAACUUAAUGUGCCAUCAAUAGUUUCUUAUACAGUUUCUAGAGCUGAAGUCAAGACGCCAGAAGAUUACAAAGCUGAGGUCAUUUACGUUAUGGAUUCAUCUUCUUUGGUCGGACAAGUAAACUAUCGGAACCAAAAAGAUUUCAUCAAGGGUUUGGCAAGAGCGCUAAAUCACAGUCCCAACUAUACACAGUCAGCCGUCAUCAUAUAUGAUACAUUUCCUGAGUUCGCCAUCCGCAUGGGAGCGUACCCAAAAAUUGGUCCCUUUUCGCAUGCUGUCGACAAGCUUCGGUACCUUGGUGGACUAAGUGGCGGGCUAGAUUGGGCCUUGAAAUUUGCGCCAAGGGGUUUUUCCCAAGACGAGCCCGACGUGCCGAAGAUUAUCGUAUUGAUUGCCAAAACGGAUUUGCAAAACCCAGCAAACAUAGAUUCUCUGUCAGCUGCUCUACGUAAACAAGAUAUAAAUAUAACUGUCGUGGGUAUUGGAUCUGAGUCAAACUUUCCAAAUAUUCGCCGUUUAGUUGCUCGACCAGAGGACUUUCUGACACCGAGAGCAUCUGAUUAUUUGCCAAGCUAUGUUCCAACGGUUGUAUCUGCAAUUUUAUCAGCAACAGAACAAGGUUCGCCAAAUCUUACAACAGACGGAGGCUGGGGCCCUUGGAAUGAAUGGAGCAAAUGCAGCAGGACUUGUGGGACUGGACGACAGACCAGAGAUCGCAGAUGCGACAGUCCUAGGCCACAAAACGGAGGGGAGCGAUGUCAAGGACCCAGUCAGCAGUUACGAAGUUGCCAAAUCGAGGCUUGUCCCGUUGCUGUCACAACCCCAGCUCCGAUCCAGACAACGCCCAGAUCUACAGUGCAUGGAGGGUGGGGCCCUUGGAGUGGAUGGAGCAGAUGCAGCAGGACCUGUGGGAAAGGAUUACAGAUCCAAAAACGCCAAUGUGACAGUCCAAGGCCACAAAAUGGAGGGAGGCAAUGUCAAGGACUCAGUCAGCAGUCACGGGAAUGUAAAAUCAGGGAUUGCCCCGUGCAUGGAGGCUGGAGCCCUUGGGGUAAAUGGAGCAGAUGCACCAAGACUUGUGGGACAGGAUCACAGACCCAAGAACGCAGAUGCGACAGUCCCAGACCGACAAGUGGCGGCAGGCAAUGUGAAGGACCUAGUCAGCAGACCCGGGCUUGCAGCAUAAGGAGCUGUGAAGAUCCUGAGGGUUAUUGUCCGCCGUAUUCGCCAACCAAGCGAUGUCUUGGCCUAGUUCAAGACGAAUGUACCUGUGAUUCCGAUUGUAAUGACGUCGGUGAUUACAAGUGUUGCUUUGACGGCUGCAGGCGAAUGUGCAGAAGCACAGCUGCUCAAGUUUGUACCGCUAGCGUGGACAUAAUCUACCUUAUGGACUCCUCAGUAAGUGCUGGUGACUUUGAGAAACAGAGAGAUUUUGUUCGAGAUCUGGCGCGGAUUUUCAGCCUUGGAGCCAGCCGUGCCGCUGUGGUCACUUAUGACGACAAAGCCACCGCGCGUAUCAACUUUGAUGACUUUGAUAGCACCUUUGAAUUUGCAAACGCCAUAGACCGUAUUAGCCAGAUCCAAACACAAGGGGGAUCUCGGAUCGACCUCGCUCUGAAGAAAACAUCGGAUAUGUUUAAAUCUGCAAGGAUAAAUGUCCCAAAGGUGUUAAUCGCCUUAACAAACGGUUCUCACACAGAAGAUUCAAUGGCACUUAACCAACCGGUCCAACUCCUUCGUGAUCAAAAUGUGCGGAUCUUUGCUGUAGGGAUUGGGUCCAAUGUUGAUAUCAAUAAACUCAAGUCAUUGGUUGAAAGCGAUGCGGAUGCUUUUCUGGUGGAUUUAUUCGUAGAUCUUCUUCGCAUGUCGCAAACAUUUGCUGACAACACUUGCAGUCAAAUCAGUAAUUCCACCAAAUGUGUUCAAGGAGUGGACAUUGCUUUCCUAAUGGACUCGUCCGAAAGCAUUACGGACGAAGAUUUUGAGAGAGAAAAGAUUGCCGUGAAAGAGAUUGCUGGCCUAUUCUUAAGUGCUUCCCCAGACAGUCGUGUUGGGGUCAUUAUGUACAGCGGUCGGCCUGAACUAAUGGUAGACUUUCGAAGUCAAAAUUCAAUCAGCGAAUUCGAGUCUGCCGUAGACGACCUGACGCACAAACGAAGUAUGACAAGAAUAGACAGCGCCCUCCGCUUUGCUGCGCAAACGUUAUUUUUAAAUCCACGAAGCUCUGUGAGUUCCGUUGCCGUAGUGAUGACUGACGGGAUACAGACGCCGGGACCUGGAGUUGAGCCACUAGAUACAGCUGUGUUACCUCUUCGUGAGAAAGGAGUUCGCGUUCUUGCUGUCGGCGUGGGACCGAGGGUGGACCGAAGUGAACUAGAGGACUUGGUAACAAGCCAGGACGAUGUUUUCCUAAUGACUUCUUUCCAGGAAUUACUUAACAAAUCUGCGGAGCUACUGGAAGUUGUCUGCCCUCAGCCUGCAGGAGCUACCAAUAAAACAACAGCGAAUACUACGAAUACUACACCGAGUACUACAAGGGCGACGACAACAUCUACUCCUAUCAUGACCACUCCGACCACCGCCGAACCUGUUCGGUGUGAUAAACUCUUAGAUGUCGUGUUCGUAAUGGAUUCGUCGCGUAGUAUCGACGAACCCCAGUAUAGACAGGAAAAAGAUUUCGUUAAGAGACUCGCUGACAUUUUCAAGAUUGGAGCAGGAAGUAGAGCAGCAGUGAUCAUUUACAGCGAUGAAACACAGCUAGAAAUUACAUUUGAUCAGUAUUCCAACUUGAGUAGUUUCUUAUCGGCAGUGGAAUCUUUACCGUACCUGCAAAGAAGGACCAGAAUUGACAAAGCGCUGACAAUGACUGCACAAGUGUUGGAACAGGCCAGACCUGGCUUCCCGAAAGUUGUAAUUGUUAUGACAGAUGGUCGUCAGACGCGUGACCCAGAUGCACUUGACCUCAAUGUUGCAGCAAAACCGAUUCACGAUCAAGGAGUGCGAGUUCUCGUGGUCGGAAUUGGCCCAGAGAUUUCUGAUGAUGAGCUUCGAUUGAUUGCCAGGGAUUCUUCAUAUGUUUUUAAAGUCGAGACAUUCGAGAAUUUGAAGAAAGCCACCCAAGACGUAGCUUCCACUGCCUGCAUCAAUCCCACUGUCACACAAGCGCCAAAGCCAAAGCCGGGGACCUGCCCAUUCUACCCGAUCAGAAUCAGAUGCGCGGUCACAACCAGCGCAUGCCUUACAGAUAAUGAAUGUCCGGGAAAUUUGAAGUGUUGCUAUGACAAUUGCCGCUCUAUUUGCACUCUACCAGAUUAUGAAGAAACAACAACUCCUUCUUUCAUUGGUUACUGUCCAGCUCCGACGAAUCCACCUGACGGCGUUUGUCCAUCUGGUCGAAGCUCAUGCUACGUUGAUGAUGAUUGUUCCUUUGGAUACAAAUGCUGUCUUGAUGGCUGUGGGUUUUCAUGUCAACCAGCCGUCGAUGGACCCACCACAGCCCCUCCGCCUCAAUGUUCUGAAUCAUUCGAUCUGGUAUUCGCCAUGGAUUCUUCCGGCUCCAUUGGCAAAGACAACUACCAAAAAGAAAAGAACUUCAUCAAUGGAUUAGCAAACAAGUUGGUGGUCGGUCCAAGGAACGUUCAUCUUGGUCUAAUAGUAUUUAGUGACUCGUCAAUUGUGUGGCUCAACUUUGGCACGCCUACGAGCACGAACUACUCCUCAUUUUCCGAAGCAGCAGUAGACAACGCACCAUACCUUCGCGGACGUACACGCAUAGACAGCGCACUUCAGACGGCUGGCGACGUAUUUCCCGAAGGGCGCCAAAAUCAGGAGCCUCAGGUGUUGAUUUUGAUAACUGAUGGCCGUCAAUCGAACGAUCCUGGGUCAGUACCUUUGAAAACAGCUGUGCAACCUUUACGCGAUCAGGGCGUCAAGAUCAUUAUUGUUGGAAUUGGAGAAGAUGUUGAUGAAAUAGAAUUGAAAUCCAUCGUGGAAAACGCAGAUGAUGAACUCUUCCUUGUUGGAUCGUUCCUGGAAUUGGAGCCCUUGCUGAGAAAUAAGAAGCUCAAUGAUGCCAUCUGUUUACAAACAAUAGGUGGUCGUCGACAAAGGAACUUCUCGUAGGAACAAGGAUAGAAAUAAUCGUGAACUACCCAUAAUAAUUACUUUGUAACUAUCAGCUAUGAGCGUUUUUUUUCUGUCUGUAGGAAGGUUUUAGGAAUUAAUAUGCUUUUAACUUAUGUAUGUUGUCUUUUAUCGCAUUUACAGACGCUUAAGGAAAUUAUGAAAAGCUUCCACAAAUUAGUGAAAAGCAGUGUCAUCCCCGUUUUAAAGGUCGUGCGUGUUCGUUUUAACUAAUAAGUAAGGAAGACGAUCUUCAUCGUGGUCUUCCUUUAAUGCCACUGCAAUUUUGCAUUUCAUAGAAACUGGCCAUCAAAGUAAUCACUAUCUAUGUAGGUAGCUUUGAAUUAACCAGCACGAAUAAAGUCAUUGAUACUUGUAUUUUCCUUUGUAAAGAGAACUAUUCUUCUCUUCAGAAGCUGUUUCUCUAUUUUUCUUGGCCUUAAGUUCCCUUAAGUGUUGGAAGAAAGAGAGGGUUGCUCUUCCCCAACGUGCGUCUAUGUGUUAAUGUGUUGCGUGACUUUUAAGUCGUUACGGCCUGUGAGUCACAGUUUUAGGUUUUAUUUUCUCGAUACAUGUGAAUUAUUUUAUGCCAUAAUAAACAAGGGGAAUAAAAAAGACUGGUUGUAAUUUGCAAUUACAUCAUAAAUAUAGAAGAAAAAAAUUGAA